Messenger RNA from Dissoconium aciculare CBS 342.82, 1715 nucleotides. Its product is annotated as alpha/beta-hydrolase. Lineage: Eukaryota; Fungi; Ascomycota; Dothideomycetes; Mycosphaerellales; Dissoconiaceae. The transcript is spliced from 3 exons. Bases 411 to 1574 code for a protein of 387 amino acids. The record is from RefSeq and is a predicted model, not a curated record.
CAAAUCGCAAAUGUACACAUGAUCUUGCCGUCCGAUCAUUCUCACCAAGUUCGUGACCUUGUGAAGACCGCCACAUGGAUACAUUAGAUAGAUAGCGCACGCGCCCCUGGAACCCGUUUCCAUCUUACAUACCGCAACCUCAGAUCCUCCUACCUGGCUCCGGCAACUGCGAAUCACGUCCUACGUCCGGUGAAAUAAUCUUCUCGGGAUUUGAACAAGUAUCCUCUAUAAGACUUCCAUGGCUGUUAGAAACGUCACUGGAAGUACCGUCGCCAUUCGCAAUCGUUAUUGUUGUCUCUUCGCGAUCCUUGCAACGCUAGUGCCGAUCCAAACUUUGUCCUAGUGAGGCUGUUCCUGCCACGCCCACGUGCUCUUCAUCACUCCGGAUACACAACAACGACAACUUCCUCAUGGACGAUCUGAAGCGGCGGUUGACCAUCGCCAAGCCAAAUAUCCACAUGAGCGUCACUCCUGGGUGGCUGACGCAGUCGCUGCACCAGGCACAGACGUUUCUCGGGAACCUCGUUGGCGGCGACGAUGAUGCCACGACGCGCUCGUUAGACGGCUCAAGGCCGAUGACCGCAGUCGAGAUCACAGAGCAUCCGGAAUUCCCACACGUAAACUGGAAGCUCGAGCCUAAUUCGGCGGGCAAGAUUGACGUGGCCAAGGGUCGCGGUGGUCCUUUCAAGCUUGCAUAUGAGAUUCACGGCCAUGGCCCAAACAAGCUCAUUUGGAUCAUGGGUCUCGGUGGCUUCAUGAAGACGUGGCAACGGCAGACCAAGGAUUUCGGUCACCUCCAAGCCGACCAAUACACAUGCCUGAUCUUCGACAACCGAGGGAUGGGUGAGAGCGACAAGCCGUUCCUUCUCUACACCACUUCCGAGAUGGCGACCGACAUCGUCGAAUUACUGGAUCACGUCGGUUGGAAGGACGAGCGAAGUGUCCAUGUCAUCGGCAUCAGCAUGGGUGGCAUGAUCGCUCAGGAAUUGGGUCUGCAAAUCCCAGAACGGAUCUGCAGUCUCAACCUCAUCUCAACGGCGCCGAGGAUCGUCCGCACCCUGCCUUAUCUAGACAACCUCCGCAACCGCAUCAACCUCAUGAUUCCAAAGCCGCUGGACGGCCAACUUGCAAAGGUCAAAGCAGAUUGCUACUCGGCGGAAUGGUUGGUCAAGCCGGACGAGACCGAAUUCGAGGUCAAACCGUUCCCAACCAACGGCGAUCGCUUCUCCGCCGGUGAGCUGUCCAAGCGGCUCUCGCCCGGCGCCUUCACGCCUCGAGGGUUCAUCUGCCAGCUCUACGCCGCCGGCUUCCAUCACAAAUCGCCCGAGCAGCUCCGCGAGCUGGGGGAUGCUGUGGGCCGGAACCGCAUCCUCGUCCUCCACGGCCAGGGCGACAACAUGAUCGACUUCGUCCACGGGAAGAUGUUGCUCGAGGAGCUCGGUGGCGAGGAGGCUGGCGUGACCAAGUCCUUCCACGAGAACCUAGGCCACGUCGCGCCUCUGGAGAAACGUCGUGAGUUCCAUCAACUCAUCGAGGAGCGGGUGGCGGUCACGGCCGCGCUGGGCAAGUCCUAGAUGUUUGUCGAAGACGCUUGUUUGGCGCCAGGCGGAGGUCAAUCAUGUCUGCUUAGGGUUUCACUGGAUACCAUUUCGAUAUAGUAUGUACAAAUCUACACAUGUAAUGCAGUAUCGCCAAGUUCCCUGCCGCGAGUGACU